Messenger RNA from Teleopsis dalmanni, 508 nucleotides. Its product is annotated as voltage-dependent calcium channel type D subunit alpha-1-like. The coding region runs from base 5 to 331 and encodes 108 amino acids. The record is from RefSeq and is a predicted model, not a curated record. The transcript is spliced from 2 exons. Lineage: Eukaryota; Metazoa; Arthropoda; Insecta; Diptera; Diopsidae.
AAUCAUGUCGAUUUUAAUAAAAUUUUUUUAUAUUUCAGGUUGUGAACAUCAAAGUGCGUAUGUAGGAAAUAAUCUUAGAACACGAUCCACUCCAGUAAGUCCGGACAAGCAGCGAUUACCACUUUCCUCGGAUAAAAUAGUAGGAUUGGCAGAAAGUUUGAUUGGAGAAGUUCUUGUAGCUGAAGGUCUUGGAAAAUAUUGCGAUUCAGAAUUUGUGGGUUAUGCAACACGUGAAAUGCAAGAAGCUUUGGAUAUGACGCCAGAAGAAAUGAACUUAGCGGCACAUAACAUACUACUACAAGAAAACGAUAUGCAAGUGACAGAUCAAUAAUAAUUUACACAUCAUUUAUAAGAGCCAGGAAAACUACGUUAUCUAAAACUUCUCCAAAAAUAUCAUCAAUAUAAUUCAAUGUUUUGAUAUUGAAAGUAUGUAAUCUAAAUUUUUUAUUCUACUUUGUUAACUUUGUGAAACCAAUACAGGCAAUUGUUAUUUGUUUAUUUAUUACUA